Messenger RNA from Marchantia polymorpha subsp. ruderalis, 1673 nucleotides. The record is from the annotation of a GenBank genome assembly. Lineage: Eukaryota; Viridiplantae; Streptophyta; Marchantiopsida; Marchantiales; Marchantiaceae.
UCGGCUUCAGCUUUCCCACACACAGAUUGAAAGCUUAAGAGGCAUAAUUGAUCGCUCGCAUGAGCUCGAAAACGGACAUCGCCAAGCUUUACGCGCACCGUAAUUGGAGCUCGUCGCCGCGAAUCCCAUGGAUCCACUCCAGAGAAAGAGCGUCUAGAGAGGGCAGAGAGGCGAGCCGCGAGACACAUGCUUCAAUGGCCUCAGAAUCAUCUGAAGAUGUGGAUCAAACUAAUUAUGGACCGCACAGGUCUCCAACUCCGAUUGAGGCAGAAUCUUCGAUCAUUUCUCAAGGCCUGGCUGCCGCUGUUCCGGCCCCUCACCGAUCUGUACUGGCGAACACAAUUUGGUAGGAAUUGCAGUAUUUCAUGGUUGCGCAGCAUGGAACAGAGACAUACGUCCCCACAACCGACAAUUGAAGGCCCGACAUUAAAUAAGUCGAGGAAAUUUGCUGCUAGUUGCAAAAUAGCAGCGAGUACAAGGACACGCGUAAACCUCGGCCCUCCGGAAAUGAUGGCUGAGGAUCAUGAAACCCUCGAGACUUCAUGCGGCGCUGCUUCUGAUGAAAUGCCCACCCCUCAGGCUUUUCGGCCUCAAUGUCCUUCAAAUCUUCCGUCAGUCGCAGCGGUGACACUCCAGUUCCCUUCUGCCUUUAUGGACCCUUCAAUCAGAUAACUUCAGAAGCCAGAGCGAUCGGCAUUCCGGGACUUCGUAUUUUGACAGAGCUUUCGGCUGUCAGAAUACGAAGGCUUUAUAAGAUCUUAGUCCAUCAGAGCUUCCGGCAGGAGGAGUAGUAGCGGUGGGAGAGGUGUCUGUCGGGGCUUCUCGUUCUGGCAGAAUUUUCGAAUUGAGAUUCCUGUCAGCGCGAAGAUGUGUAUUCUUCAACCGUGCGCGGAUCCACAAGAGGCAGGCAUCUGGUGGAGGGACGAUGUUUCCUGGAGGAAGUACGGAUCUGCGCAUCAGUUGCAGAUCAGAAAAGGUCUAUCGUCUGGUGUGAAGGCUUUAGACCUUGGCAGGAUCAAGUCGUCCGUGCAUCCGAAGGGAGCACGCUACACGGUGAACCUGCAAAAGAUGGAGCAGGUGGCCGUAAGCAGCGGGCAGAUUAGGCCCAUCAAGAUCAUCGACCGCAGGGCAGUCCAGGCAGGAAAGUCCAAGACUCCUCCACAACCGGCGCUGGCACCACCCCCGCCGCCUCAGCAAAAGAAUCCAGUUAUAGUCCACUACAAGGACUCGUCUGGUGUGCUAAAACAGUACGACCAGGACACCGCCAAAGUGUUGCUGAGGGCAAUCGCUAGUGGGCAGAGUUGGCUUGUACGCGCGAGCUCGAGGAAAGCAACAAUCACUCCCUCAGUUACAACAGCAUCAUCAUGGAAAUCAGAUUCGGACUGGAACUGAAGGGGAUGUAUUGCAGUAUAAUGACGAAGACGUGGUACUAGCCCGAUGGAAUUAUGUGCCUCCUAGUGACAGAAUUGUAAAUCAGCAUAAUUGGAUUCACGUCUUAUGAAGAGACUUCCUAGAUGUCGAGCACCCGCCGUUAAGCCCACUUUUAACCCCGGUACCCAAGUAAAAAGUGGGUUAAGUGAGGAUAAUCACAAGUGAUUAAUAAUCACUUAAUGAUUUUAAUAAUGAUCUGACACAUCGUCCACCAAAAGACAUCCCUGGAGUUUACUUGCAGU